Messenger RNA from Helicoverpa armigera (cotton bollworm), 906 nucleotides. RefSeq names its product max-like protein X (gene bigmax). Gene Ontology annotation, biological process: regulation of transcription by RNA polymerase II. Bases 256 to 885 code for a protein of 209 amino acids. The transcript has 5 exons. The record is from RefSeq and is a predicted model, not a curated record. Gene Ontology annotation, cellular component: nucleus. NCBI's taxonomy places the organism in Eukaryota, Metazoa, Arthropoda, Insecta, Lepidoptera, Noctuidae. Gene Ontology annotation, molecular function: protein dimerization activity; RNA polymerase II cis-regulatory region sequence-specific DNA binding; DNA-binding transcription factor activity, RNA polymerase II-specific.
GUGGUUGUGUGGUAAUGUCAUGGAAAUAAUGGAACGGAAUCGAAUUAGCUAAGUGAAAUAAUAAAGUGCGUAAUUGUUUACAAGCUGCGCUGUAUAAUUAAUAAAUAACAAUAUGCAAUAUCUAUAAUCAGUGUCAUGUGUAGUUUACGUUGCAUUGCUAACCUAGUUUAAAAUCAUAAUUUAAUCUUAUGUAUCAUAUUUCCAUCGACUUAGUAUUGUUUUCAGUUAAAUUCAGGUAAAAUAAAUAUUGCAAAAAUGUAUCCAAGAAGUGGUAGUAAUGGCUCAAUUCAAAAUAUACACCAGACACCUUCCUCUUCGAAUCAGAACACAGAAGAUGAAGAUGACAGCGGAGAUAACAAGGCAUCUGCACUUAGCUUUAAGGAAAGGAGGAGAGAAGCACAUACACAGGCUGAACAAAAAAGGAGGGAUGCCAUAAAGAAGGGUUACGAUUCUCUCCAAGAGUUGGUGCCGACUUGCCAGCAAACUGACGCAUCAGGGUACAAGCCAAGCAAAGCAGCCGUUCUUCAAAAAUCCAUAGACUACAUUCAAUACUUACUACAGCAGCGUCGAAGGCAGGAAGACGAACGCAAUGCUUUGCGCAAAGAUGUAGUGGCUCUACGAAUCAUGCAGGCUAACUAUGAACAAAUCGUGAAGGCGCAGCACUCAGUGCCCGGCCAUAAUGAACAGAGGCUCACCGAUCAGGAUAAGUUCCAAGUUUUCCAGGGUAUAAUGGACAAGCUAUUCGAGUCGUUCGAGUCUGUACCAACGAAUAACUUCGCCGAGUUUUCAGCGGGCGUUUUCAACUGGCUCGAAGAAUAUUGCAAGCCACAAUCACUAAGAACUAUGGUACACGGAGUAUUGAGGGAACAGAGUUACACGCCAUAAAUACUUACCUUAUUUAUCUUA